CGUUCAGGUCUUCACCUGCAGAAGCCUAGCUCUGAAUUAAAAGGUCAGGAUCAUUUUUCUGUUAUUUCUUUGAAACCUUAACCUAACCCUAGAGGGCCCAGAUGGCGGAUUUUGGAAACAGCUUCGGAUCAUUCGGAAAUCCAAGUCCAGGCCCUUCUUCUUUGGUCGCUCUAUGACUGUGCGCGAAGCCCCCAUCGAGGCUCCUCAGCUUGACCGGAGCGGAUCCAUGAGGAAAUUCUACAAUUCCUUCGAAUCGGUGAUUUCUACUGGAAAUUCCAUCAAGGGGAAGGUAAAGAAGCUCUGCAGUUUAUUUGAAAAGGCGGACGAUUCACAAUCCCAGUCGCAACCACAAUCACGAUCACAAUCACCCACUAAAUUGAAGGCCUCGAAACUCGGUACUACUGAUUUGAGGGUUUCUUCCCUUUCUGGCAAUCAUUGGAUUGGGCUACCAGGCGCUGAAGAUCGAAUUGUGGUGUAUUUCACUAGUUUGCGGGGAAUUCGGAGGACUUACGAGGAUUGUUAUGCAGUUCGGAUGAUUUUUCGUGCAUUUAGGGUUUGGGUGGACGAGAGAGACAUAUCUAUGGACUCUGCCUAUAGGAAAGAGUUGCAAUGUGUGUUGGGAGAAAAGAAUGUGAGCUUGCCACAGGUGUUUAUUAGGGGGAAGUAUAUGGGCGGGGCUGAUGUGGUGAAGCAGCUUUAUGAAACUGGUGAAUUGGCUAAGAUUCUUGAGGGCUUUCCCAUUAGGGCACCUGGGUAUGUAUGUGAGAGUUGUGGGGAUGUGAGGUUUAUUCCAUGUAUGGAUUGCAGUGGAAGCAGGAAGGUUUUGAUGAGGAUGAAGGCUUAUUGAAGAGAUGCUUGGAGUGCAAUGAGAAUGGAUUGAUUCGAUGUCCCGAUUGUUGUUCUUGAAUUCUUUUCUAUAUGGGUGAAAGUGCUUUGGUUCUUAUAUUUUGGUGUUCUCUGAUUGAUCAAUACUAAUGAGUGUAGUAUCACUGAAUGUAUAUAGAAAUAUGUUUGCCCAUGGUUUGGAUUCAAAAUCUCAUUGGAGUCAUUGGAUUUUCACUUUGUCAAUGUACAUUUUUCAUGAAUUGUGGGGUUUUAUUUUCA
This is a messenger RNA of Vitis riparia (riverbank grape), 1104 nucleotides long. RefSeq lists its product as uncharacterized. The transcript has a single exon. Lineage: Eukaryota; Viridiplantae; Streptophyta; Magnoliopsida; Vitales; Vitaceae. The coding region runs from base 173 to 847 and encodes 224 amino acids. The record is from RefSeq and is a predicted model, not a curated record.